AAUACGUCACCAAGUCGUUUUCUUUUGGAGGAAAUAGUAACUACCAUGUUGUUUAGAAGGCUACAGUAGGACUUCAGUAGCUUGCUGUUUUUAUUUUGGGUGCUGAGUGCGUUUGGAAGGAGUAAUGGGACGAGAAUCCAGACAUUAUAGAAAACGUUCUUCUUCACGAGGACGUUCAGGAAGCCGAUCAAAAAGUCGUUCUCCUGAUAAGAGACUGAAAAGAUUAGAUGAGAGACGCUCAAGAAGUAGAGAGAGGGAUAGAAGGAGAGAGAGAUCACGCAGCAGAGAUCGGAGAAGAUCUCGAUCAAGAGAUAGAAAGAGAUUAAGACUUGGUACUCUUGUAUCUCUUGGAAGACGUUCCAGAAGUCCAGAAAGAAAUAGAGACAGGGACAGAAGGCGUUCUCGUAGUCGUGAAAGAAGGCGAUCUCGAAGUAGAAGUCGAAGAUCUCGAUCAGUCAGCCCAAGCAAGGUUAAGAAAAUCGAAAGUUCUUGCCCAGUGACAUGGCUGGAAACCACAAGUAUUCAUCAGAAGAGGAAGAAGUUGAUCUGCAGACAGCAUUGACUGGGUAUCAGACAAAGCAGAGAAAGUUACUGGAACCUGUUGACCAUGGCAAAAUAGAAUAUGAACCCUUCCGAAAGAACUUCUAUGUAGAAGUGCCAGAACUAGCUCGAAUGACCACAGAAGAGGUUAACGCAUACAGGUUAGAACUGGAAGGAAUCACUGUGAAAGGCAAAGGCUGUCCGAAACCAAUCAAAAACUGGGUACAAUGUGGGAUUGCUAUUAAAAUUUUAAAUGCUUUGAAAAAGCAUGGGUAUGAGAAACCCACUCCAAUCCAAGCGCAGGCUAUACCUGCUAUCAUGAGUGGACGAGACUUAAUUGGUAUUGCCAAAACUGGAAGCGGAAAAACUAUUGCAUUUUUAUUACCAAUGUACAGACAUAUCAUGGACCAAAGAGCACUCGAAGAAUCAGAAGGUCCUUUAGCUGUUAUUCUUACCCCGACUAGAGAAUUGGCCCUGCAGAUUACAAAGGAAUGCAAGAAGUUUUCUAAAGUUCUUGGUCUUCGAGUUGUUUGUGUAUAUGGAGGAACUGGAAUUAGUGAACAGGUCGUGUAACAAACUUACGCCGAGUGACAUAUGUUGUACUUGAUGAGGCUGACAGGAUGUUUGAUAUGGGCUUUGAACCCCAGGUUAUGCGUAUAAUAGACAAUAUCAGACCAGAUCGUCAAACUGUGAUGUUUUCUGCUACCUUUCCAAGAGCUAUGGAAGCACUUGCCCGUCGAAUACUGACUAAACCUGUGGAAGUACAGGUUGGAGGUAGAAGUGUUGUGUGCUCUGAUGUGGAGCAGCAUGUGAUUGUAAUAGAAGAAGAAAACAAAUUUUUGAAGCUGCUUGAACUUUUGGGUCAUUACCAAGAAAAAGGAACUGUUAUCAUAUUUGUUGAUAAGCAAGAGCACGCUGAUAGUUUGUUGAAGAACUUAAUGAGGGCAUCUUAUCCCUGCUUGUCCUUGCAUGGAGGCAUUGACCAGUAUGACAGAGACAGUGUUAUUAAUGACUUUAAGACUGGAGUGUGUCGUCUUCUGGUGGCUACAUCUGUGGCAGCACGUGGUCUGGAUGUGAAGGAUCUCAUCCUGGUGAUUAAUUACAGUUGUCCUAACCAUUAUGAAGAUUAUGUCCACAGAGCAGGAAGAACAGGUCGAGCUGGCAACAAAGGUUAUGCUUAUACUUUCAUCACUGAAGAACAAGCAAGGUAUGCAGGAGAUAUCAUUAAAGCUCUGGAACUUGCAGGGACUGCAGUACCUCCUGAGCUUGAAAAACUGUGGAAUGACUUCAAGGAGCAGCAAAAAGCUGAGGGUAAAACAAUCAAGAAAAGUAGUGGAUUCUCUGGCAAAGGCUUUAAGUUUGAUGAAACAGAACAAGCUUUGGCAAAUGAAAGGAAGAAACUACAGAAAGCUGCACUUGGUUUACAGGAUUCUGAUGAUGAAGAUGCCGCUGAUGAUGUAGGCGUUACUAUUGAUGAACAAAUAGAAAGCAUGUUUAAUUCAAAGAAACGAGUAAAGGACAUGGCAGCACCAGGCUCUACACAUACUCCAAUACCAUCUGGUGGCAAUGCAGAGAAACUUGAGCUUGCUAGGAAGCUUGCUUGGGCAAUUAAUGCCCAGAAGAAUCUUGGAGCUGAAGCACAGGAUGUGAUGCAGCAAGCAACUAAUGCUAUUUUGAGGGGAGGCACAAUUCAAGCCCCCACUGUGUCUGCAAAAACAAUUGCAGAACAAUUAGCUGAGAAGAUCAACGCCAAACUUAAUUAUGUGCCUGUAGACAAACAGGAUGAAGACAAGCAAGAUGGUGGACAGAAUGAAUCCUUUAAGAGAUAUGAAGAAGAACUUGAAAUCAAUGAUUUCCCACAGACUGCAAGAUGGAAGGUCACAUCUAAGGAGGCAUUACAGAGAAUCAGCGAGUAUUCUGAAGCUGCUAUUACUAUCAGAGGAACAUACUUUCCUCCAGGAAAAGAUCCUAAAGAAGGAGAGCGCAAAAUCUAUUUGGCAAUUGAGAGUGCCAAUGAGCUGUCUGUACAAAAAGCCAAGGCUGAGAUCACCAGGCUUAUAAAGGAAGAACUUAUUAGACUGCAAAAUUCAUACCAACCAGCAAACAAAGGACGAUACAAGGUUUUGUAGAGUAUGUGAAAUCUCAGCAUUAUUCCUGCAGAGGAACUGCUUGUGGAUAAUUACACUUGUCUUUUAGUUUGCUAAUUGGUUGAUUGUAAAUGAGUCUGAAAGCUAAUAUUAAUUUGUAUUUUUAUUAAAAAAUCUUAAAAUUUUAUUGGUUGUUAAAAUUUGUAUUUUACAAUGUCUGUAAACUCUGAAAAAAGUCAUUCUUAGUAGCACAUUUUAUAUAUCUAAGAACAUUUUUUUGUUUUGUCAAUACUGGUAACACUUAAGAAUAAAUUGGAUUUUAGUAAAA
Molecule: messenger RNA, 2955 nt
Organism: Protopterus annectens (West African lungfish)
Lineage: Eukaryota; Metazoa; Chordata; Ceratodontiformes; Protopteridae
Gene: DDX46
Product: DEAD-box helicase 46
Biological process (GO): mRNA splicing, via spliceosome
Cellular component (GO): nucleus
Molecular function (GO): nucleic acid binding; ATP binding; RNA helicase activity
Source: RefSeq, a predicted model, not a curated record